AGAGCCAGGAGAGAGAGGUGAACAAGCAGUUAAAGGGGAUAGAGGUGUGAACGUGGGUACAGGUAAAAGCAAAGGAAAAGGAAAAGGCAAGAAGAUGGGUCCCCCUGGUCCACAAGGUCCCCAGGGCCCUCCAGGUCCACCAGGACCCCAAGGUCCUCCAGGAAUCCCAGGAAUCCCUGGCAUACCAGGAACAGCAGUGUUGGCAGCACCAGGGCCACCUGGUCCACCUGGCCAGCCAGGACCUCCAGGGCCCCCAGGACCACCAGGUACUUCAGACAAAGCUGCAGAGAGUCCGCCACCAAUGGCAGUAGUGCACCUCCAGGGGCAUGACUCAGUCAUUCAAGUCAAACAAGGUGGUGUUCUGGCUGACUGGGUCCGAUCUUCACUGAGCCACAAGGUCUUCCGGUUGCACAGCCGAAGUGGACAGCUGGAGGUACUCGUGGAUGGCACCUACUUCAUCUAUAGUCAGGUAGAAGUUUAUUACAUUAACUUCACGGAUUUUGCAAGCCAUGAGGUGCUGGUGGAUGAUAAGCCAUUCUUACAGUGCACACGCAGCAUUGAGAACCGCAAGUCAAAAUUCAAUACUUGCUACACUGCAGGAGUCUGCCUACUCAAGGCGAGGCAGAAGAUCACAGUCAAGAUGACAUACGAAGAUACGGUCGUUAACAUGAGUCAACACACAACUUUCUUUGGAGCGGUGCGACUAAGCGACUCUCCAUAGAAUCGGGGUCUUUGGGACUGCAGAGUGCACAGGAAAAGAAAAAUGAUAAGAACGUACCCUGAAAUAAUUCAUCCAAGGAUGAAAUUGGGAGUGCGGUGUUUGGGUGGAGGGAUAAAGAGUUUAGGACCAUAGGGAGCUUGGAGUGAAAUUUCUUUUAUUUACCAAAUCAGAUAGUUUCCCUUUUUCCUGACGCGUACUUGUGUGAACAAGCGUAACUUACUUUGAGUUGUAUUUGGAAAUCAGCAGGAUGUGCACAAGUGUGUCACCCUUGUAGCAAACUCUGUCGUCUACUUCUCCUGAUGAGUUUAACACUGCAUUUCUAAUCAGUUGGAUUCCUCCAGUCCCUGUCUCCUCCAGAGGCUGGAGUAAUGCAAAUUAUUCAACUGGCAUUGAUGUUGCAGCUUUUGUUUUUUGUUGCAAUCACAAUGGAAACUGGAGGGAGGGAAGAGAGGUAUUCUUUAUCUGGAUAAGUAGAGAGAAACAAUAAUGUCUUGUCCUAAUUUCAACCUCAGUAUGUGGCCAGAAAUAUGGAAGAAACAGUUGAAUACUGAAACUUAGAGGAAAUCCAUUAAAAUGCUGCAUGAAUGAGGAUGAGAACUGUUGGAGUGCAGUUGAGGUUUACCAUGCAAGUUCUGCAUUAUGAAAUACCCUCCUGCUUGCAGUUUUGCACCAUCUCACAUAAGCAUUUUUUUCUUACAAGUACUUUAAAUUUGAGGAGCGUUAAUUCAAGAGUCUGAUGAAGUGCACUGCACUGGUGAGAAAAUGUUCAGCAAAGCUUUCCGUACAAAUAUGCAAUUGUUGUAAAAAUACAUGAGGGCAGAUUUUCAGCUUUCUAUCUGGACUUGCAAAUCAGGAUGAACAUCUGUGCAACAAUACCAGUUUACUUUCUUUAUUAUUCAUUCAUUGGCUGUUAGCAUCAGCACGGACCAGCAUUUAUUGCCCAUCCCCAACUGCCCUGGAAAAGCAGCGGUGAGCUAAAUUCUUAAGCCUCUGCAGUUGCUGGGGUGUAGAGAUAUCUAAGGUGCAAUUAGGAAGGGAGUUCCAGGAUUUUGGCUCAGCAACAGUGAGGGAACAGUAAUAUAGUUCUAAGUCAGGAUGGUGUGUGACUUCAAAGUGAACUUGCAGGUAAUGGUGUCCCCAUGCUUACACUGUCCUUUUCCUUCAAGGUGGUAGAGGUUUUCAGAGAUGAUGCCUUGGUGUGUUAUUGUAGAGCAUCUUGUAGAUGGUAUACACUGCUGCCCACUGUGUGUCAGUGGUGAAGGGAGUGAAUGUUCAAAGUGAUGGAUGGGGUGCCAGUCAACCAGGCUGCUAGUCCUGGUGACCAGCGUCUUGAGUAUUGUUCAAGCUCCAUCCAUCCAGCACUCCUAAGCCUCACAGUUGUUAGUCAGGAGGUGAGCUACUCAUUGGAAUUCCUAGCAUCUGAGUUAUUCUUGUAGCCACUAUGUUUAUAUAGCUGGUUAAUGCCAUUAAACAUCAAAUAGCAAUGGUUAGAUUCUCUCUCAUUGGCAGUGAUCAUUAACUGGCACUUGUAUGCCACAAAUUUACUUGAUUCAUGAGUCCAAGUUAUCAAGGUCCUACUGAAUUUGGGCAUGGAUUGCUUCAGUACCUGAGGAGUCACAAAUGGUGCUGAACAUUGAGCAAUCAUCCAUGAACAUCCCCAAUUCUGACCUUAGGAUGAAGAGGAGUUUGUUGAUGGAGCAGCUCAAGAUGGUUGGGACUAGAACAGUACCCUGAGGAACUCCAGAAAAGAUGUCCUGUAGCUGAGAUGAUUGACUCCAACCACCACAAUCACCUUCCAUUGUGUGUGGUAUGACUCCAACCAGCAGAGAUUUUUCCCCAGUUUCCCAUUGACUCCAAUUUUGCUAGAGUCCUCAGUGCCACACUCAGGUGAAUGCUGCCUUGAUGCCAAAUGCAGUCGCUCUGAAUUCCCUUCUGGAAUUCAACUCUUUUGUCCAUGUUUGAACCAAGGCUGAAUGAAGUCAGGAGCUGAGUGGCCUGGUGGAACCCAAACUGGGCGUCACUGAACAGGUUUUUCUUUUGCAGGUGCUUCUUAAACAGGAAUGGCGAUGACACCUUCCAUAAUUUUACUCGGAAAACUGAUAGGGUGAUAAUUGGCCUGCUUUUUUUGGCCAGGACAUACCAGGACAAUUUUCCACAUUGUCGAGUAGAUGUCAGUGUUUUAACUGUACUAGAACAGCUUGGCAAUGCGCAUGCUUAGUUCAGGGGCACAAACUUCAGUAUUAUUAUCAGAAUGUUGUCAGGGCCCCUAAACUUUGCAGGGUUCAAUGCCUUCAGUUAUUUCUUAAUAUUACGUUAUAUCGGUGGCUGAGGACUCACAUCUGUGCAUCUGGAGAUCUCAAGAUGGAGGCCAAGGCAGGUCAUCCACUUCAGCACUUCAUACAGUCAUGGAGUCAUACAGCAAGAGGACAGACCCUUCAAUCCAACUCGUCCAUGCUAACCAAAUUUCCCAGACUAAACUUGUCCUACU
Molecule: messenger RNA, 3209 nt
Organism: Rhincodon typus (whale shark)
Lineage: Eukaryota; Metazoa; Chordata; Chondrichthyes; Orectolobiformes; Rhincodontidae
Gene: eda
Product: ectodysplasin-A-like
Exons: 7
Coding region: 95-721 (208 amino acids)
Biological process (GO): animal organ development; immune response
Cellular component (GO): membrane
Molecular function (GO): death receptor binding; tumor necrosis factor receptor binding; death receptor agonist activity
Source: RefSeq, a predicted model, not a curated record